Messenger RNA from Aspergillus calidoustus, 1299 nucleotides. The record is from the annotation of a GenBank genome assembly. Lineage: Eukaryota; Fungi; Ascomycota; Eurotiomycetes; Eurotiales; Aspergillaceae.
AUGCAGAACGACGCUGGAGAUACUACAGUUCGCCGCUUCUUCACUGGCCUCUGUAGGCUGAUCAGACGUUACAAGGGGACCAACACGAGCACACGGGACAGGGAAAACGUCCAAGUCGAAAUCGAAAUCGAACGUCCCCUCCUCUCCUUCUGCGGCAUCAAGCGGCGUCGCAAGCGAAACAGCACAAUCCGGGACACCGCAACCAACGACCCAACCACCGUUCCAGAAGAUCUCGAUACUCUGCUCGCAGACUAUAGCCUUGCUCUAACGCCGAGAAAUGCCGCCAGCACUAACCACAUCGUCCUAUCCCGUCCCCGGAUCGACGCGAUCCUCCACCUUUUACUCGCUCAAGCCAAGAAGAGGUUGUUGGAGACGGAUACUACGGAGAAAAUAAAUACGCUUUAUUGGGACUAUGAGCAAUUUAUCUCUCUGUCUGAUACUCUUGGGGCUCGGCGUCGAAGGAGGAUACCGAACUGUGCGGUCGAUUAUGCUCUGUGGUAUGGGGACGCACGAGAUUUCGCGACGAAUUGUGUUGUCAUUCGGGCGCGAGAUAUGAUUGUUGGUGGAGAGAGUAGGCAGUUUUUCCCGAUUCUUGUGGCUAUGUCGUUGAUCAAACAUAACCGUGUCAGACGGAAGGUCAAUAGGGAGGUGUAUGGGAUCUGCACUAAUAGCUUCACAUGGGUGUUCUUCCAUCUGGAUAAGAGGAAUAAGUUAAAUUCCCUGAGGCUCAAUUGGGCCAAUGGCCAGCAGCAAGCGAUCACAGCCGUUCUUAGCAAGAUCCUCAAUGAAGCAGUCAAACUCAGGCUACUAUCCAGUAAGCCAGCAGACACCUGGAGUGACUCGAAAACGCGCCUGUCACCAUGGGAUGUACGCAAGUGGAACUAUGCAGAAGAUAAGGAGGAUAACGCUGCAGACUUUACUCCUAGUGGCUGCGAAAGUCCCCCCGGCGACACCAAGCCUGGAGGGGCCGAGAAAGCUGUAGAGCCAACUCCGACGCAAGACCCAUCUACUGCAGACUUGGCUAGCAUUCUCCUUCAAGACAUGCAUGAGGUACUUGACUUGAAGCAUCAGCCAGAUGAGGACUACAUCUGGAGCCUGGGUGCUUUGGGGGAGUACAAGAUGAUGCCGGAUCAUCUGAAGAGCAUCUUUAAAGACUACAAACUGGCAUUUGGCGACAAAUUCUGGUGCGAGGUACUCACCAGGGUCAAAUUUGAAGCGCUUCUCUUCAUUGUCCUUGCUCUCAUCAAAAAGCGAGAUUUCGGACCUGAUACAUUGGCCCCCUCCAGCUCCCUUCAAUAG